AUGUCGGCCUCCCAGGGUGCCCCGUACGUCCCAUCUCUCGUCACCUCUGCCCAAUUCUCAUCUCCCCCCAGCAAGCGCAUCAGGAUCACUGUCGUUGCCGCCGAUGGCUUGUCCAAACGCGAGGUCUUCCGCCUCCCCGACCCCUUCGCCGUCAUCACUGUCGAUGCCGAGCAGACGCACACCACGAGCGUGAUGAAGAAGACCCUCAAUCCGUACUGGAACGAGAGCUUUGACAUUACCGUCAAAGACAACUCUGUGAUCGCCGUCCAGAUCUUCGACCAGCGCAAGUUUAAGAAACGUGACCAGGGCUUCCUCGGUGUCGUCAACGUAAAAGUCUGCGAUGUAAUUGACCUCGAGCUUGGUGGUCACGAGAUGCUUACCCUCGACCUUAAGAAGUCGAACGACAACCUCGUCGUCCACGGCAAGCUCAUCAUCUACCUCUCCACCAACGUCAACGGUGUCUCCGAAGCUCUCGGCGGCCUCUCCGUCGGCCAGUCCGCAAGUGCUAGUUCCACCAAUCUCGCGUCCACUGGUACCCUCUCCCGCACACCCAGUGCAUCUGCCACGUCUGCCACCGCCGCCGAGUCUCCUGUCUCCAUGCCCAUCCCUCAGGUGACACCCGCUACCCCGGAGCCCGAACCGAGCGUCCCUACCCCCGCUGCUCUCCCUGUCAGCGCAAGUGGCAGCCCCGUCACUACCCCUCCCUCCCAAGUCCCUGCGACAACCAAUGCCAGUGCUGCGGCGCAUACGGCGUCCAACAACAAUGCCCAAACGCGUAACUUCAACCCCCACGAAGACCAGUAUGGCCCCCUGCCGACUGGAUGGGAGCGUCGGAUCGAUCCUCUUGGGCGCACGUACUACGUUGACCACAAUACCCGCACAACCACAUGGCACCGUCCUUCAGCCAACCAGACUCUCAAUUCCAACAACCAGACUGGCGAGACGGACGCUGCGCGCAACCAGCACAACCGCCGUAUUCUCGCAGAUGACAUGCUGGACACGAGCGCCGCCGCUGUUGCCCACAGCGGCUCUAUGACUGGUCAGGAGCCAGGAAACCCGCCACCCCAAGCCAACCCCGGCGCACCCGCUGCUGGAGGUCUUGGUCCUCUACCCGCCGGAUGGGAGGAGCGUCACACUCUUCAGGGCCGCCCGUACUACGUGGACCACAACACGCGCACUACCACCUGGGUGGACCCUCGUCGGCAGACGGUCAUCCGGGUCAUGGGCCCCAACGGGCAGAACUCGGCCCUUCAACCCCAGACGAUCUCACAACUCGGGCCUUUGCCGUCCGGAUGGGAAAUGCGUCUCACCAGCACCGCGCGUGUAUACUUCGUGGAUCACAACACGAAGACAACGACAUGGGACGACCCGCGUCUGCCCUCGACGCUGGAUGCGAACGUACCGCAGUACAAGCGCGACUUCCGCCGGAAGCUCAUCUACUUCCGCUCGCAACCUGCGAUGCGCAACCAACCGGGCAACUGCCAGAUCAAGGUCCGCCGAAACCACAUUUUCGAGGACAGCUACGCGGAGAUCAUGCGCCAGACGCCAAACGACCUCAAGAAGCGGCUGAUGAUCAAGUUCGAGGGCGAGGACGGUCUCGACUACGGUGGACUGUCCAGGGAGUUCUUCUUCCUGCUCUCGCACGAGAUGUUCAACCCAUUCUACUGUCUGUUCGAGUACUCGGCGCACGACAACUACACGCUCCAGAUCAACCCAGCGUCGGUUCAUCGGUCGGUGCUAGGUCUCGGCAUCUUCCACCGCCGCUUCCUGGACGCGUAUUUCGUCACGGCGUUCUACAAGAUGGUGCUCCGCAAGAAGGUUGUCAUCGCCGACUUGGAGAGUGUCGAUGCCGAGCUCUACCGUGGUCUCAGCUGGAUGCUGGACAACGAUAUCACCGACGUCAUCGACGAGACGUUCACUACCACCGAGGAUCGCUUCGGCGAGAUGGUCACCGUCGAGCUUAAGCCCGGAGGCGCAGACAUCCCGGUCACCGAGGAGAACAAGAAGGACUACGUCGGCCUCAUCGUCGAGUACCGCAUCUCGCGGCGUGUCAAGGAGCAGUUCGAUGCUUUCAUGUCCGGCUUCAGCGAGCUUAUUCCUCAAGACCUCAUCAACGUGUUCGAUGAGCGCGAACUUGAGUUGCUCAUUGGUGGUAUGUCCGAGAUCGAUGUCGACGAUUGGAUCAAGUUCACGGACUACCGUGGGUACGAGGUCAACGACGAGGUCGUUCAGUGGUUCUGGAAGUGCGUGCGGAGCUGGCCGGCCGAGCGCAAGUCGCGCUUGCUCCAGUUUGCGACUGGGACGUCGCGUAUCCCAGUCAACGGCUUCAAGGAUCUGCAGGGAUCGGAUGGACCCCGUCGAUUCACGAUCGAGAAGAGCGGAGACCCGAACCAGUUGCCGAAGAGCCACACGUGCUUCAACCGUAUCGACCUGCCGCCGUACAAGGACUACGAGACGCUGGAACAGAAGUUGACGUGGGCCGUCGAGGAAACUAUGGGUUUCGGUCAGGAGUAG
Epithele typhae is the source of this 2514-nucleotide messenger RNA. RefSeq names its product ubiquitin-protein ligase. The record is from RefSeq and is a predicted model, not a curated record. NCBI's taxonomy places the organism in Eukaryota, Fungi, Basidiomycota, Agaricomycetes, Polyporales, Epitheliaceae. The transcript has 9 exons. Gene Ontology annotation, molecular function: protein binding; ubiquitin protein ligase activity. Bases 1 to 2514 code for a protein of 837 amino acids. Gene Ontology annotation, biological process: ubiquitin-dependent protein catabolic process.